This is a messenger RNA of Bombus pascuorum, 1244 nucleotides long. RefSeq names its product small nuclear ribonucleoprotein-associated protein B (gene SmB). Gene Ontology annotation, cellular component: U1 snRNP; U2 snRNP; cytoplasm. Gene Ontology annotation, molecular function: RNA binding. Gene Ontology annotation, biological process: mRNA splicing, via spliceosome. The transcript is spliced from 3 exons. The coding region runs from base 267 to 920 and encodes 217 amino acids. NCBI's taxonomy places the organism in Eukaryota, Metazoa, Arthropoda, Insecta, Hymenoptera, Apidae. The record is from RefSeq and is a predicted model, not a curated record.
UUUCGCAACUAAUCAAGACUCAAUUUUCGGAUAGUUUUCUUGCUUCGGUUUAUGAGUGUAGAAACCUACUUAUAUGACCAUGCAUUAAACACAUUAAACUCUACGAUAGCAUCAUCUGCUUAUAUAAAAAGGUUAUGUCGUUAGAAUAAACAACUUCACCUGAUGUAACCGGAUUGUAGCCGGCUAACAUAGGUACAUCGUUAUAAAAUAGCUAAAAAACAAUAACUCGUUCCUAAUUUUAUUUGGUGUUGAUAAAGGCAGGCAAAAUGACGAUUGGUAAAAAUAAUAAGAUGCUGCAGCAUAUCAAUUACAGAGUCAGAAUUAUUCUGCAAGACUCAAGGACAUUCAUAGGCACGUUUAAAGCCUUUGAUAAACAUAUGAACCUUAUACUUGGUGAUUGUGAAGAGUUUCGUAAGAUUAAACCAAAAAAUACAAAGCAACCUGAGAGAGAAGAUAAACGAGUAUUGGGCUUUGUACUUUUAAGAGGAGAAAACAUUGUUUCUCUGACUGUGGAAGGUCCUCCACCUCCAGAAGAAGGAUUACCCAGAGUACCAAUUCCUGGGGCAGCACCUGGACCUGGAAUGGGUCGUGCUGCGGGGCGUGGCAUGCCUGCUAAUGUUGCUGGAGUACCUGCUGGUUUACAAGGUCCUGUUAGAGGUGUCGGAGGUCCUUCGCAACAAAUAAUGACACCAGGAGGUAGAGGUCAAGUUUCUGCUCCACCACAGAUGCAUCCAGGUGGUCCUCCACGUAUGCCAGUUGGAGGUCCUCCACCUGGAAUGAUGGGUCCACCACCAGGCAUGAUGGGAAUGCCACCAGGAAUGCCACCCAUGGGACGUGGAGGUCCACCAAUGGGACCACCUGGAAUGAGAGGUCCACCUCCAGGUAUGAUGCGUGGUGGACCACCUCCUCGUCCAUAUUAGUACUUUUUAAGAUAAUACAAUAUUGUAACUGGUGAUAAUAAAGGUCUCUUUUAUAAUAUUAAUAUUUUUUCCAUUCAUGUAACUUUGAUUACCAGUUAUAAAGAACUUAUGUAAGAUAAAGAUAAGUAUUUUGUAUAAAUCCGAAUAAAUACUUCUCAGAUGUUUUAAUAGAAAAAAAGAACGACGUUUAGUAAAAAAUGCGUAAUUGUAAAAUUGAAGUAUAUGUACUCAAAAAUCAAUUGAAAAAAAGAAAAAAUUAUAUAAGAAAUAUUAAAAUAGUGAUACAAACAUACAUGUAACAGACAAUAAAAUGAAAGACGAAUA